CUCAUCAAUUGAUGAAACGUGCAAUCAAUAUAAGGAAUCAAUGUUUUACCAACAUGAUGAUGUGGAAAACAUAUCUAAAAGAGGAAAUGUAAAGCAGACUUUGUCUUUGAAGCUAUUUAAAGAACUUAAUUCGAAUAAGUUAGAAGUUGGUGGGUCUCUUCAUGAAAAAUAUGAAGAUGAACUCGAGAAGAAAUGUAGCAAAUCCAUACCCUAUGGAGCCUCUCAACGUACAACUAAAACUAGUUUAUUAAGAGACUCAAAGAUGAAUGUCGUGCUCUCUAAAUUUCCCUGA
Funneliformis caledonium is the source of this 292-nucleotide messenger RNA. The record is from the annotation of a GenBank genome assembly. NCBI's taxonomy places the organism in Eukaryota, Fungi, Glomeromycota, Glomeromycetes, Glomerales, Glomeraceae.